Messenger RNA from Electrophorus electricus (electric eel), 4137 nucleotides. It is a transcript of the gene pbx1b, whose product is annotated as pre-B-cell leukemia homeobox 1b. Gene Ontology annotation, biological process: regulation of DNA-templated transcription. The record is from RefSeq and is a predicted model, not a curated record. Gene Ontology annotation, cellular component: nucleus. Gene Ontology annotation, molecular function: DNA binding; DNA-binding transcription factor activity, RNA polymerase II-specific. NCBI's taxonomy places the organism in Eukaryota, Metazoa, Chordata, Actinopteri, Gymnotiformes, Gymnotidae.
GUGAGUGGAGGAUCCCUGCUGGUGAAGUCCUCAGACCUGCGCUCGUCCGGACCGAUUAAUCAGACAUCGUCACAACACGGGAGACAGCCCGCACGCUUACAUUUACAGCUGAAGUCUGCAACCCCCGCCCCCCCCUAACGCCCGGGCAGAGUGGGUCAAGGCAGUACUACAGCUCAGAUUUCAGACCCAAGACCAGCUGGAGGAAAACGCGAGAAGACGCUGUUCACCUCGUCUGUGGUCAAUGCGAGCUGAACGAGAAAGUGACCGACACGUAGCUAAGCACCGGAGGAAUUUCUAAGCAGAUUUGUUUUUUCCUAUUAGACCGGCAGGAAUGGACGAACAGCCGCGGCUGAUGCACUCUCACGCCGGGGUAGGGAUGGCAGGACACCCCGGUCUGCCUCAGCACAUGCAGGAAGGAACCGGAGGAGCUGACGGCGACGGAAGAAAACAGGACAUUGGAGACAUUUUACAACAAAUCAUGACCAUUACUGAUCAAAGUCUGGACGAGGCGCAGGCCAGGAAACACGCGCUGAAUUGUCACAGAAUGAAGCCCGCGCUCUUUAACGUUUUGUGUGAAAUCAAAGAAAAAACAGUGCUGAGUAUCCGUGGCGCCCAGGAGGAGGAGCCUCCAGAUGCCCAGCUCAUGCGAUUGGACAACAUGUUACUGGCGGAGGGCGUGUCUGGACCCGAGAAAGGGGGCGGGUCUGCGGCAGCUGCAGCAGCAGCAGCUGCGUCGGGUGGAGCCGGAGCGGAUAACUCAGCCGAACACUCCGACUACAGAGCCAAGCUUGCCCAGAUCCGUCAAAUCUACCACACUGAGCUAGAGAAAUACGAACAGGCCUGCAACGAGUUCACCACCCACGUGAUGAACCUGUUGCGAGAGCAGUCGCGCACGCGGCCCAUCUCGCCCAAGGAGAUCGAGCGCAUGGUGGCCAUCAUCCACCGCAAGUUCAGCUCCAUCCAGAUGCAGCUGAAGCAGAGCACGUGCGAGGCCGUGAUGAUCCUGAGGUCCCGCUUCCUCGACGCCAGGAGGAAAAGGCGAAACUUCAACAAGCAGGCCACAGAGAUCCUGAAUGAGUACUUCUACUCUCACCUCAGCAACCCCUACCCCAGCGAGGAGGCCAAGGAGGAGCUGGCUAAGAAAUGCUCCAUCACGGUGUCCCAGGUGUCCAAUUGGUUCGGAAACAAACGGAUCCGGUAUAAGAAGAACAUCGGUAAGUUCCAGGAAGAAGCCAACAUGUACGCCGCCAGAACCGCCGUCAACGCCACCAACGUCUCCUCCCACGGCAGCCAGGCCAAUUCCCCCUCCACCCCCAACUCAGCAGGUUCUGCUGGCUCUUUUAACAUGUCGAACUCUGGAGAUUUGUUUUUGGGGGUGCAGUCUAUGAAUGGGGACUCGUACCAAGGCUCUCAGGUUGGAGCCAAUGUUCAGUCGCAGGUGGAUACCCUUCGCCAUGUUAUCAGUCAGACAGGAGGAUACAGUGAUGCCCUCACAGCCAGCCAGAUGUACAGUCCACAGGCCAUCAGUACUAACGGAGGCUGGCAGGACGCUACUACCCCUUCCUCGGUGACCUCUCCGACAGAAGGGCCAGGGAGCGUCCACUCCGACACCUCCAACUGAUACCUUCCUCGCGUUCCCUCCAUUUAACUCCCUACUGCACAAAACGAUGGACACUCCUCCUUUCCUCCCUCUCAACUUCUGUUUGUCUCUGUUUUUAAACAGUGCGCGCUCACUGAGCAGGGUCUGCCCCGGGCUUUGAAGUGUGUCAGUUUACUGACCAUGAGCUCGCCCUCAAACUCAAAGCUGACAUUGAGACACACGCACGCACGCACGCACACACACACACACACACACACACACACACACAAAAACGGCAUGAAUUAAUGUGCGUUUAGACAUGCGACCACAUUCUCGUCUCAUACAUUUGAACAUGACCUCAAAAGACAAAAAAAAGUGCAAACAUCCCUCAUGUUAGAUUAAAUGUGUAUGAUCACACUACCUCUCCAAAACACACAGUGUAGACGAGAACAGCAGUGAGAUGUCACUGAGAACAUUCUGGUUUCUAAACUAUAAACCCAGACACUAUUAGCGCACCGUUUUCCACGCGAACAUCUCCUGUCUUCAUCGUGGUGGUAAAACAUCUUCCUCUGCACUAGAUCAUUUCCUGUGUGUCCGCAAUGCCACAUUUCCCUGAUCUCUUCAUUUACACUUUCGUUGUACAUGAUUGACACUUUCUCAUACUCGUGUUGUAAUAUAGACAUACUGUAUUAUAGACAUAUUUUUAUCUCCCUCUCAGUCAUACAUGGGAGUACUUGAAAAUUAUUUUUAAUUAGGCUAUACAGUGUAGCUUCGCUUUGAGUCCUGAAAAACCCUUUGCUGUGAUCAUUUGCAGCAAAUAUUUGUUGUUCUUCCCCUGUUUCAUUUUUACCAGUGGCAAUGCAGUGUAGGUCUUUCAAUUCAAGACUAUAGUUUGUUCCCUUUAUGUUAGUAAUCUGGUGACAUAGAAUUUAAAGUAGUUCAUCAUAUUUUACGACAAACAAUAUGACUAAAGCACUGAUAUGACAGCGUAGGUGUUAACAUAUAGCCAAAUGCUGCUUCUAACCAAAAUCACUGAUGUACUAAUGCAAACAUUUGAAAUUCUCAGUUCAGCAUCGUUCUAAAACCCUAAUUUGACCACAUGCACAAUUUGCAUCCUUUUCCAAAGUUUGGUGCUGUAAUGAUUUAAUUACAGCAUGCAGUGCCUGUGUUCACACAUGCAUAAAACUUCCAUCUGAUGGUCACGGUUUGGGUUUAACUUGUCUACGCAUCACACAUUUAAAUGUUUGGGUUUUUUUGUUCACCACAGCAGUUGUCCAACAUUUGUUUUCACCUACUUUAGAUUAGUGACCCCCAACACACACACACACACACACACACAGAGUUAUUAAGCAUGUUAAGUAUUAGACCAGUCACUACUUUGAUACCAAAAACAGAAGACAUUUCCGUUUUGUUCAUCGUUAUUUCAGCAAUGUCCAUGUUGUAAAUGAUGUAGGUAAUAUCUUUUGUACCUGGGAUCGUUUCUGAAUGAAUGCCCCCAGUACGUUGUACUCAAAACCAAAAAUGCAGUCAGAGUUCAGUGUUUCUUGAAAGAAAAGAUGGCACACAAAUGCAGAAAAUGUUUGGAUAUAUUUUUACGUCUUCAUGUUGUGAAUAGGCAGAUCCGCGUUUCUCCUCGUCCUGCUUGGUUCCAGGGCAACAUCUAUUUUAUUUCGCUAGCAUAAUGUGAAGUAGCCCAAGAAUGCGCUAUAUACGUAGAUGUGCGCCUUUGGAUUCCUAGUUUGCUCUUUUUAACUGCAGAAUUGAUUUUAAAGUGCUUGCUCCUGCGUCACCUCCAGCACGGGUGGGGUUCUCAUACAUUUAACCUGGCUUUGUUCCUCGAGAGAUUCUAAUGAUAAAUUGCGUUGGUCCUGAAAGAGAGAGAGAGAGAUGCCAAGGCCAGGCGGAGGCGGACACGAUGCCACACAGUUCCCUCCCAAGCAGCAGUCUGAGUAGACGAGCUGCGCAGUUCCCUCCCAGUGAAACAACCCGCUGCUGUCUCACCGCAUGCAGACGACGUACCACAGCAGUACUACAUGUCUGGAGCACCCAUGAGAACAGCGGUUGGAGGCCGUCCACGGGGCUGGGGAAGUUCUCCAUCCCAGCGUGUCUGGUGCUCUUAACUGGCCCGGCAAAUUCAUUAUGGAGAGGAACGCGUUGUUUAGUUUCCCCGUGACCGCUCCAAGACGCUCACGCGACUUCUCAUGGCCUGCCCGGUAUCACCGUAUUGUUGAAGCUUCAUGUAAUGAUGCUUUUAGUUUUUUGCAUAUAAAGCAGUUUGUAAAACAUCAAAUGUUCACUUUGUUGCAUGUCCUUUGUUCUUUAAAAUCCUGCGCUGUUUUGAAUGUUUCUUCUUUUUUAUAUAAAAUCGCGGAAAUUUCUCUUGCCAAGUUUUGACUUUUAAGAUCUCUGCAUAUGUACAAAAGGAAUAAAAUGGAACAGCCAAUUAUUGUCUUUUUGAUUCCAAUUUUGUUUUUGUGGAGAAAAAAAAACAAGGUGUAGGUUUUCUGGUCUCUUCAUUUGUACUGGUAAUGCAUAUUCCAAAUAAAUAGUUUCUUUUG